This is a messenger RNA of Adineta ricciae, 633 nucleotides long. The record is from the annotation of a GenBank genome assembly. NCBI's taxonomy places the organism in Eukaryota, Metazoa, Rotifera, Eurotatoria, Adinetida, Adinetidae.
AUGAUCAACUUUCAAUUAUCAUUGGCACUAGUUAUGAUAUCGAUCUAUCGUUUUUCAUUUAUUGUAUAUCAUACUCAAGUAUUCUUUAGAACAAAAAAAUGGUUUAUAAUUUGUCUGUCCAGUCAAUGGUUGAUCGGCUUUCUUUUACCAUUAGUUUCACUUUUUGCUCAAAGCAAUUCAAAAUGUAUACAUUCACAAUGGAUUUCCAUCUACAUCAUGGUUUUCAUAAUUGUGAUCUGCCCACUGAUAUCUUUGACUGCCAACCUACGUCUUUUCCUCUUUGGCCAUUCUGCAUCGCGUCGAUUACAUUCUCACAAUAGUAGAAACCGUAUCGCACCAAUUUCAGCUAUUAUUUCGAAUCGAACUGAUCUAAGACACAGUUUAACACCUCGGAUCAGUCGUCGAGAUACUCACAUACUGAAACAUACGAUUUACAUGUUUCUAAUGCUUGUUUUCGGCUGGGGACCCAUUUAUAUAUUAUUCAUUGUUAUACAUAGUACGACUGUUUCGACAAUUCUACUUGGGUUCUUUUGUGUCUGGGCGCAAAUUAGUCUCGUCUGUCUAGUGAUAAAUAUGUUUAUAUUCAACACUCAGUUACGAAAAUAUUUAAUGAAAAAGAUCUUUCAUUCUUAG